Molecule: messenger RNA, 2883 nt
Organism: Merops nubicus (carmine bee-eater)
Lineage: Eukaryota; Metazoa; Chordata; Aves; Coraciiformes; Meropidae
Gene: DPP8
Product: dipeptidyl-peptidase 8
Exons: 19
Coding region: 1-2664 (887 amino acids)
Biological process (GO): proteolysis
Molecular function (GO): dipeptidyl-peptidase activity; serine-type peptidase activity
Source: RefSeq, a predicted model, not a curated record
AUGGCAGCAGCCAUGGAAACUGAACAGCCGGGCCUCGAGAUCUUCGAAACUGCAGGCUGUGAGGAGCAGGUCCAGAGAGAGGAGCCGCCCAAACCAGAGCCGUUCUACGUGGAGAGACAUUCCUGGAGCCAGCUUCGGAAGCUGCUCACAGACACACGGAAGUAUCAUGGCUACAUGAUGGCAAAAGCUCCCCACGACUUCACCUUUGUGAAGAAAAAUGAUCCCGAGGGACCUCAUUCUGACAGGAUCUACUACCUGGGUAAGCUUGCUGUGCCAGCCUCUAACAGGGAGAACACCCUCUUCUACUCUGAAAUUCCCAAAACCAUAAACAAAGCUGCUGUCCUGCUGCUGUCCUGGAAGCCUCUGCUCGAUCUUUUUCCGGCCAUCCUGGACUACGGGAUGUACUCCCGGGAGGAGGAGCUGCUGCGGGAGAGGAAGCGGAUCGGCACCGUGGGCAUCGCCUCCUACGACUACCACCGGGACAGCGGCACCUUCCUCUUCCAGGCUGGCAGUGGCAUUUACCACGUGAAGGAUGGGGGCCCUCAUGGAUUCACUGUGAGUCCUUUAAGACCCAUUCUGGUAGAGACCAGUUGCCCAAAUAUCCGGAUGGAUCCCAAGCUUUGUCCAGCUGAUCCAAAUUGGAUUGCAUUUAUCCAUAGCAAUGACAUCUGGAUAUCUAACAUAGAAACCAGAGAAGAAAGGAGGCUAACGUUUGUGCACAGUGAACUGGCCAACGUUGAGGAGGAUCCAAAAUGUGCUGGUGUGGCUACCUUUGUGCUGCAGGAGGAGUUUGACAGAUACACUGGCUACUGGUGGAGCCCUAAGGCACAACCAAGUAAGUCACUGAAUGGGGGUAAAGUUCUUCGAAUUCUUUAUGAAGAAAAUGAUGAGUCAGAGGUGGAAAUCAUCCACGUCACAUCACCCAUGCUGGAGACAAGGAGAACAGAUUCCUUCCGGUACCCCAAGACUGGUACGGCAAAUCCAAAGGUCACUUUCAAGAUAUCUGAAGUGACAAUCACUGCAGAAGGCAGAAUUGCAGAUGUUGUGGAUAAAGAGCUAGUUCAGCCCUUCGAGAUCCUCUUUGAAGGAGUAGAGUACAUUGCUAGAGCUGGGUGGACGCCAGAAGGAAAAUACAUCUGGUCCAUCUUACUGGAUCGCUCCCAAACUCGGCUUCAGAUAGUCUUGAUCCCUCCUGCAUUAUUCAUCCCUGCAGAAGAUGAUGCAAUGGAAAGGCAGAAACUCAUCGAUGCUGUACCAGAUUCCGUUACACCUUUUAUUAUUUAUGAAGAAACAACAGACAUCUGGAUAAAUAUCCAUGAUAUCUUCCAUGUCUUCCCCCAAACCCGUGAGGAUGAGGUAGAGUUCAUUUUUGCCUCGGAGUGUAAAACAGGAUUCCGGCACCUCUACAAGGUCACCUCUGUUCUGAAGGAGAGCAAGUACAGGCGGUCCUGUGGGGGCCUUCCUGCUCCAAGUGACUUCAAGUGCCCCAUCAAAGAGGAGAUAGCAAUUACCAGUGGGGAAUGGGAGGUGCUUGGCAGGCAUGGAUCCAAUAUCUAUGUUGAUGAAGCCAAAAAACUGGUGUACUUUCAAGGCACAAAAGACUCUCCUUUAGAGCAUCACUUGUACGUUGCUAGCUAUGAGAAGCCUGGAGAGGUGAAGCGGCUGACAGAACGGGGUUACUCUCACGCCUGCUGUGUCAGCCAGGAUUGUGACAUGUUCAUCAGCAAGUACAGUAAUCAGAAGAACCCCCACUGUGUGUCACUUUACCGGCUGACAGGACCUGAAGAUGAUGUAGCUCACAGGACAAAGGAAUUCUGGGCUACCAUUUUAGAUUCUGCAGGUCCUCUUCCUGAUUACAUUCCCCCAGAAGUGUUCUCCUUUGAGAGCUCCACGGGGUUUACGCUCUAUGGGAUGAUGUACAAACCUCACAACCUGCAGCCUGGGAAGAAGUAUCCCACUGUGCUUUUCAUCUAUGGAGGGCCUCAGGUACAGCUCGUGAACAAUCGGUUUAAAGGAAUCAAGUAUUUCCGUUUGAACACUUUGGCCUCCUUGGGUUAUGUUGUGGUUGUCAUUGACAACAGGGGGUCCUGCCACCGAGGUCUGAAGUUUGAAGGAGCCUUUAAAUACAAAAUGGGGCAAAUAGAAAUCGAUGACCAGGUGGAAGGGCUGCAGUAUUUAGCAUCACAGUAUGACUUCAUUGAUUUGGAUCGUGUUGGCAUUCACGGCUGGUCUUAUGGAGGCUACCUCUCUCUCAUGGCUUUAAUGCAGAGGUCAGAUAUCUUCAGGGUUGCCAUAGCCGGGGCACCCGUCACCCUGUGGAUCUUCUACGACACCGGCUACACGGAGCGCUACAUGGGGCACCCCGACCACAACGAGCAGGGCUACUACCUGGGCUCAGUGGCCAUGCAAGCUGAGAAGUUCCCUUCUGAACCAAACCGUCUGUUGCUGCUACACGGGUUCUUGGAUGAGAAUGUUCACUUUGCACACACCAGUAUUUUGCUCAGCUUUUUAGUGAGAGCUGGGAAACCCUAUGACUUACAGAUCUACCCUCAGGAGAGACACAGUAUCAGGGUGCCUGAGUCAGGGGAGCACUAUGAACUCCACCUGCUGUACUACCUGCAGGAGAACCUGGGCUCUCGUAUGGCUGCCCUGAAGGCCAUGUGACCAACCCCUGCAGGACCCUGCUCCACUGGCUGCUUCCCCAACGAGGAGAUGUAGGAAACUAGAGAAAAUAGGAUGGAACGUUGCAUUUUGGUGCCUGCCACAUGUACACACACAGAGACACUUUUUUUAAAAGUCAAUCUGGUGCCAUACAGGAAAUUAAAGUACAGUGACCUAAUAACUUUAAAGCUUAAGUUGUAAAUAAAAUCAAAUGUCUGUGGU